AUGGACAGCUCUCGGCUGUGCCUCUGUGAAGCUUCUCCACCUGGCGCUCUCAACGCCCGGAUCUGCUGCAGAGGACAAGCGAGGUCCGGAGGAUUCUGGAGACCUUGGAUUCCCACCCCCAAAGAUGCAGAAAGGCAGCGCAGGCGAAACUACAGGGCGUUGUGCAGCUCUUCUGAGACAGACUCAGCAAAACUCACACAGUAUAUACAUCCAGUUAGGUUAUUAUGGCCCAAAUCAAGGUGCUUUGACUACUUGUAUCAAGAAGCUGAAGCACUUCUGAAGAACUUCCCUGUCCAAGCCACAAUUUCCUUCUAUGAAGAUUCAGAGAAUGAGGAAGAUAGUGAUGACUCGGAACAUGACUCUGGAGCAGAAUUGGAUUCUUAAUUAUAAUGAAUGUUAAUACCCCUGUUC
This is a messenger RNA of Zootoca vivipara (common lizard), 411 nucleotides long. RefSeq names its product ripply transcriptional repressor 2 (gene RIPPLY2). The record is from RefSeq and is a predicted model, not a curated record. Gene Ontology annotation, cellular component: nucleus. Lineage: Eukaryota; Metazoa; Chordata; Lepidosauria; Squamata; Lacertidae. Gene Ontology annotation, biological process: negative regulation of transcription by RNA polymerase II; embryonic pattern specification.